AUGAAGCUUUCCAUAGCUCUUGCACUGGGCGCAACCGCUGCCACCGGGGCGUUGGCGGCCGUGCUACCACAGCAAGAACCGCUGACAACUCCCCAAGAUCCCCCGGUCCACCAUCAUCAAGAAAGGUUCCUGAUUGAGCUGGCUCCUUAUCAAACAAGAUGGGUAACUGAGGAAGAAAAGUGGGCUUUAAAACUGGAUGGUGUUAACUUCAUUGAUAUUACUGAAGAGCGGAACACUGGGAUUUAUUCAACUUUGCAUGCUGGCAGUUACGUUCACUAUCCGCCGACGAUGGAGCAUGCGGAUGCGGUGGUUGGCCUUCUGCGGGACCUGUCCAAGGAUAACAUGAAACAGAAUCUCGAGAAAUUUACCUCAUUCCAUACUCGCUACUACAGGUCGGCGACUGGUAUCGAGUCUGCGACGUGGCUAUACAACAGAGUUUCCGGUGUCAUUGAACGGUCGGGUGCAGCGAAGUACGGCGCGACAGUCGAGCAGUUUGCUCACCCUUGGGGCCAGUUCAGCAUCAUUGCUCGAGUUCCGGGCCAGACUAAUAGAACGAUCGUUCUGGGCGCUCAUCAGGACAGCAUCAAUCUGUUCCUUCCUUCUAUCCUGGCGGCUCCUGGUGCUGAUGAUGACGGAAGUGGAACCGUUACUAUCCUCGAAGCUUUGCGUGGCCUGCUGCAGUCAGACGCCAUUGUUCAGGGCGAGGCCCAAAACACAAUCGAGUUCCAUUGGUAUUCGGCAGAGGAAGGUGGUAUGUUGGGCUCGCAGGCUAUUUUCUCCCAGUAUAAGAGAAAUAGGCGAGAUGUCAAGGCGAUGCUUCAGCAGGACAUGACGGGCUAUACUCAGGGGGCUCUAGAUGCCGGUCGCCAGGAAGCCAUUGGAAUCAUGGUUGAUUACGUUGACGAAGGCUUGACGCAAUUCCUCAAAGACGUCACCAGCACAUAUUGUGGCAUUGGUUAUAUUGAAACCAGAUGCGGUUACGCCUGCUCCGAUCACACGUCGGCAAGUAAAUACGGAUAUCCUGCGGCGAUGGCAACCGAGUCCGAAAUGGAGACCAGCAGCAAGAGAAUCCACACGACGGACGACAGAAUCAAGUAUCUAAGCUUUGAUCAUAUGCUGGAGCAUGCAAAUGGUACGAUACAUCUUGCUACCAUGGAAUCAACCGAUCCCUACGCCAAGGAGCUUCAGAUCGCGUGUCUGACCGUCCAGAGAGCUACACUCUUGACGAAAAAGCUACUGGAAGCUGUUGAUAAGGGCUCAUUCGACAAGAAUGACGACACCCCGGUGACAAUUGCCGAUUUCGCUGCGCAAGCACUGAUUAUUGCCGCCAUCCACCGUGCUUUCCCUGACGAUGUCUUCGUGGGUGAAGAAAGUUCAGAUGCCCUUCGAGCUGACCCUGCUCUCCUCGAACGCACAUGGGAGCUGGUCUCUUCGACUCGCCUUACGGAUGAGGAGAGUGAGGCACUACUCUACGCCCCAAGCAGUAAGGAGGAAAUGCUUGACUUGAUCGACUUGGGAGCUCAGGGUAGCUGUAGUAAGCAAACUCGCGCCUGGGUUCUGGAUCCAGUUGAUGGUACGGCGACCUUUAUACACGGCCAGCAGUACGCUGUUUGUCUGUCUUUGGUAGAGAACGGAUACCAGAAGGUCGGCGUCUUGGGCUGUCCGAACAUGAACCUGAGGACGGGUCGCCUACACGAAGAAAUCGUCGAUCGGGAUGGUUACGGGCAUCAAGUGUUUGCCGUUUCUGGACAAGGCGCAUUCAUUCGGAAAAUGGGAACAGGGGCUCUUCUUCCCUUGAGCAAAAUUGAGCCCAAGGCUCAGAUCACUGACCCUAAGGAUAUUGAUUUUGUGGAUUGCUUGAAAGCGACAUCAUCCAACACGGACAUGCAUGCCCGCCUUGCAUCUUACCUGGGAGCACCGUGGCCAGCAUCAACAGAUCUCUGGGCCGCGCAGCUGCGGUACAUCGCCAUCGCCGUGGGAGGCUGUAAUGUUAUGAUCAAGAUUCCGCACAAGGCAUCUUAUCGAUCGAAGAUCUGGGAUCACUCGGGCGGCAUGUUGAUCGCUGAAGAGCUCGGUUGCACUGUGAGCGACCUGGCGGGUAAUCCGGUCGACUGCAGCCUGGGAAGAAGUCUGGCGGAGUGCUACGGGAUGAUCGUUGCGCCUUCGUCCAUCCACGGCAAGAUCGUGGAGGCUGUGAAACAGAUCAUGUAA
This is a messenger RNA of Aspergillus sclerotioniger CBS 115572, 2211 nucleotides long. RefSeq names its product Zn-dependent exopeptidase. Lineage: Eukaryota; Fungi; Ascomycota; Eurotiomycetes; Eurotiales; Aspergillaceae. Bases 1 to 2211 code for a protein of 736 amino acids. The transcript has 4 exons. Gene Ontology annotation, biological process: sulfate assimilation. Gene Ontology annotation, molecular function: 3'(2'),5'-bisphosphate nucleotidase activity. The record is from RefSeq and is a predicted model, not a curated record.